UAUCGAUAUUCCAGUUUUGUGGGUAGGAAAGUAUUCAGUCGGCUGUUUUCCCAAACGCAAAGAUUAAAUUUGGUAAAUUUGAAUUGUGUAAUUUCUGUAUUCAAACACAAAUUUGUUGUAAGCAUUGAUUAUUCGAUGGAUCCCAACUUGCGUAAUCUGAAAGAUUUUCUUACAUUAUACAAUAAAGUCACUGAGCUGUGUUUUAGCCGAUGCGUUGACAACCUCAAUCAGCGCGAGUUGGGCGGCCAGGAGGACAGUUGCGUGGACAGAUGUGUCACCAAGUUCGCUCGCUUUAACCAAAGUAUGAUGAAAGUCUAUGUAGAUGUACAAACAACAAUAAAUACAAAGCGCAUGCAAGAAGUUGAGGAGAAUGCCAGAAAGUUGGAGCAACAACGAAAGGAAGACCGUCAAAAGGAGGAGCAAAUUCAAAGGGAAGCCGUUACCGCUGGCACUUCUGUGUUGACGCCAAUUCCUCCAGCCACCUCAGGAAAUUUAUCCAUGUAACACUAGACUC
Drosophila subobscura is the source of this 514-nucleotide messenger RNA. RefSeq names its product mitochondrial import inner membrane translocase subunit Tim10B. The coding region runs from base 136 to 504 and encodes 122 amino acids. NCBI's taxonomy places the organism in Eukaryota, Metazoa, Arthropoda, Insecta, Diptera, Drosophilidae. Gene Ontology annotation, cellular component: mitochondrial intermembrane space chaperone complex. The transcript is spliced from 3 exons. The record is from RefSeq and is a predicted model, not a curated record.